ACGGCACCCGCGAAGAUCAACUAUCUACGCUAUUUCAACGCCGCCUCUACAAAACAGUGGCAGACAAUCAAAAUAUUUCAGAAUGGAAAACCAAAAAGACCCUCAGACAAACACAAUCGUCGAAAUUGCUCCAGACGGUGACCUUAUUCUAAUAGUUGGGCCUGAAGAGGCAAAACUCCAUGUUCAUUCUAUGUUGUUGAGAGCAGUCUCAAAACCUUUCUCCGCCAUGUUCGGGCCAGACUGGAAAGAAGGCCAUGAUUUGCUCGAUUGCGAUAGACCUGCCGAGUUAUUACUGCCUGAAGAUAAUGCUGCUGCGUUGAAGAUUAUCUGUUCUAUUAUUCACCAUCAGAACAGAGAAGUACCUCAAGCCCUCGCUGCAGGCGAUGUCCUCGCAGUUGCCGUCACCGCAGAUAAGUAUGAUUGUGUUCAAGCCCUGAGAUUUGCGAGCGAGAGUUGGCUUCGACCCUCUAGAGACAAAGCUGGCAAUCUAAUGCUUCUCACUGCCGCGGCAUAUCUAUUCCAGAACGCACAAGCGUUCAAGGAGAUCACGAAAGCAUUGAUACUUGAAUAUGAUGGUCCUUUUCUUACUCUCUCGUGCAGAAAAGUUGAAUCUGCUAUGUCGUGGAAGGUCUUCUGUCUGCUGGAAGAGCAGAGAGGGUUUGCAAGGCUGAGGGUGGCAGAAAUUCUCAUAGCAGGAGUAAACGAUGGGACUGGGUUGUGUUCACAAGUGUGGAUGGACAAGCAAAUAUGCAUAUGCAUAUAUAAAGCUGUUGGAAAGAAAGGAUCUUUGGCCAGCACACUUACCCCAUAUCUCCAUCUCCAAGGCCCUACAGUCAGCAGAGAGAAUGCCUGACCCGAUACCUGAGGAAUCAAGUACCUCAUGUACCUAUGGGUACAAGCAUGCUGCACCAGAAUAUAGGAGAAACCGUACUUUGAGUCUGGACCUCUUUAAUGGGAGCAUCGGGCUUUGCUUGCACUGCGUUCGAUCAGGUAGCAUGUAUUCUAAUUGUAGCCAGCGCUCCCAUAGCUGUUGAAAUUACUCAUUACGAACAUGUAAUAUAAUAUAUCCUGAUUUGAUAAGGCGAGGAGCGGAGGAUGAGCAAGG
Messenger RNA from Trichoderma asperellum CBS 433.97, 1105 nucleotides. NCBI's taxonomy places the organism in Eukaryota, Fungi, Ascomycota, Sordariomycetes, Hypocreales, Hypocreaceae. The record is from RefSeq and is a predicted model, not a curated record.